Molecule: messenger RNA, 834 nt
Organism: Cololabis saira (Pacific saury)
Lineage: Eukaryota; Metazoa; Chordata; Actinopteri; Beloniformes; Belonidae
Product: zinc finger protein 862-like
Exons: 5
Coding region: 1-834 (277 amino acids)
Molecular function (GO): protein dimerization activity
Source: RefSeq, a predicted model, not a curated record
AUGUCGGUGAGAUGCAAGCCAGGUGGUAGGCUGGCAGAAUUACUUGCAGACCUUCAGGCCCAGAGAAGACAACAAGAAGAUGAGGGUGAGACUCACCCUUCCUACAAGUAUCAGGGGAUCCCCAUCAAAGGUGAAAUUGCUGGGCUGGCAAAUGAAGGACUCUCCAUGGCAAGCACCCCUAAGCUGCAACAAGCAGUGAGAGCAACCAUUGACUGCACUGUGCUUCAUUUGAAGCAAAGAUUCAGCAGUCUACUUUAUGAAGACUCUGCAGCAGCACCAGCGAAGGCAGUGAAAUCACUCAAAAUAUUCAGCCAUGAUUCCUGGCCAGAACAGAGGGAUAAGUUAACAGACUAUGGUACAGAGGAGCUGGACUUUCUGCUGGAUCACUACUCAUCUGUCUUAACAAGAAAUGGCUGUGAUUCCACUCUGGCGAGAGAGGAGUUUCAAUCCAUGAAGACAUUCAUCUUCAGGAACUACAUGGACAAGUCCUACCACUCCCUAUGGGAGAUGAUGUUAACAAAGUUACCUUUCUCUUCUGAUUACAAGAACAUCCUUCAUCUGGUGCACAUUAUGCUCGUCCUCCCGGUCUCCUCUGCAGUGUGUGAAAGGGGAUUUUCUGCCCAGAAGAGGAUUAAAUCUGAUGUCAGGGGGUCCCUACAUGUAGACACUGUAGAGGACCUGAUUAGAAUCAGCAUGGAGGGGCCUAGUCUAAAAGACUUUGAUGCCAGGGAAUCUGUUCAAGCAUGGUUCAGUUCAGGUAAAAGGUCUAGGAGGCCCAAUUACAAGGGCUGGCCCUCUGAGCCUCCUUGCGGAACCCAGGAGGAGCUGCUUUAA